AUCAUCACUCCAUCAGACUCAAUUCCUCGGUCGGUGUCCACAUCCAGACAUAAACUAUCCAGCAAAGUUGUGAUGCUCAGCCUAUUCUCAUGAUGACAUUGUAAUCAUGGCUUUCAAUCAAUAAUCACCGGGCUCUAAGAAGCUCGUUUUACCUCAGUCGAGGGCUCAGCAUUAAGCAGGGAGAUACCCUCCAUAAACCAGCAAGAUGAUCCAAUUACUGUCCCAGUUAUUUCGAACACGCCUUGCUCAUACCAACACACGAUCAAUAGACAUAUCACUGUUACCGCGAUUACAUUGAUAGUGUUGAAAACCCUACUUCUGACUUGAAUGUCACACCAGUCGGAGAUACCUGGUUGGCACGUCUCUAGAUAUGGCGUCAAUAUUUACCUUCGACCCCGACCCUCCACGGGUUUCCUCGCCGUGGUCGACACCUACAGCAGUGACUCCGAAACAGAGUGCUAUACCAGGAACUUCUACAGCACCGGCCUUGGGAUUGGACAACAGCCCACUCAGUCUGCUCGAAUCUGGCGGCCAUGGAGCAUCAGUCACCAAGCUGGAAGCCGAGCCCCAGGAGGGUCCAACAGAGUACAAAUUGCAUUUACUCCUUCGUCCACGCCGAUCCUUCCGCUCCGCCUCGACCAAAUGGAAACUAGCGGGUUCCAACCGCUCUAGUCGUCCCGGGAAGACUCCAGGAGAUGCAGAGACAAUGGUGUCCUCCCCUAGCCAUGGCCCGGGCAGCAACCGUUCUGUAUCAGAUUCUAUUGUCACCAAGACACCAUCUCUGGCUUCUUCUAACCAGACGCGCCAGCACCGCCUUGAGCAGCUGACCACUCAGCUUCUCUGGCGACUCCAGCAAUCAGCCCCCAGCCAGGGAGGCGGACGUCAUGAAUCUAUUAUCCCUGCAUUUCCAAAUGAAUCCUCCGGAUUGACAUCCCGACCUGUCCAAGUUGGCCGACUUCUGCCUGGCCUUGAGGAAAGCAGGGGUGCGUUGUAUGAAAUUGGGGUCGCGGACGACGGAACCCUAGUUGGACUCGCGGACGACGAGAUGCAAGAGAGUUUAGACAACCUUCGAGCCAUGGCUGCAUCGCUGGGAUGCAUUGUCGACGUUCUGCGGAAACUUCCUGUUGGUGAAUGCCAGUGGUAUGAGGAUGACGAUACGGGGGCUGAGCAGCCAACAAGGGUGCUGAAAUCCGGUCAACUUUGGGUUGCCGAAGCAUUCGUUAAACCUAAAUUAUAUGAUGCUGGGAUCAAUUCUAGUCGAAAAGAGCAUGACACUGGUGGUAUUGGACCAGACAUUUAUCCUAUUGCCCCGGGGCUAGGGCCUACGCGAGAUGAAGUCAGCAUAUCUAGUCCGGUUGGACAGCAGUCCCUGGCAACGCAAGUGCGAGUAUGUUUUGUCGGUGCUACUCCUUCUGGAAAAUCCAGCCUACUCGGGACUCUCACGACGGGAACUCUAGACAACGGACGGGGAAAGAGCCGACUCAGCCUCCUUAAGCAUCGUCAUGAGAUUGAGUCUGGGAUGACCAGCUCUCUGACCCAAGAACUCAUUGGGUACCGUGACGAUCCUGCGACUGGACAAUCACACAUCAUCAAUCGCUCUGUUGACCAUGUCGAGUCUUGGGUUGACGUUCAUGCUGCCUCGCAUUCGGGGAGACUCUUGCUGCUCUCUGACUCUGCAGGCCAUCCACGGUACCGUCGGACCCUUCUGAGGGGACUCAUCGGCUGGCAACCACACUGGACGCUGGUUUGUAUCCCUGCGGAUAAUGCGGAAGAUACCUCUGGCUUGAUUGGGGCCACACCUGCUUCUCAAGAAAUACUAGGCCCUGGUGCAGCAGGUGUUGAUCUCUCUCGUGCACAUCUAGACCUCUGCCUCCGCAUCGGGCUGCCACUGGUAGUGAUCAUCACCAAACUGGACGUUGCCUCGAAAUCGGGCCUACGCCAAACAUUGUCGACGAUUUUGACCGCAAUCAAAGCUGCUGGACGCAAGCCGGAGAUGAUACAAAGUGCAGAAACAGCUGCACCACCUGAUCUAGCUACAAUUGCUGCUUCCGAUCUUGAACCGAUCCGAUCCAAAUUGGCUCCUCUCGCACAAGAUCCUACAUCAAUUGUCCCUAUUGUCCUAUCAAGUGCGGUCAAUGGACGAGGUAUCAAGGCACUGCACGCCGUACUACAUGAGCUCCCAACUCCAAUCACGGCUGAUCACCAAAUUGAUACCGUAGGAGACCGCACUGACUCCUUGAAUACUCUAUUUAGGGUGGAGGAUAUCUAUCCAUGGCGAGCGAUCGCCUCUCCUGGCCCACUUCCGAUCAGUGCCUCGUCAGGAUCCCUUAAAAUAUUGAGCGGACUUCUCAAUCAUGGCAGCAUCAGUGUCGGAGAGACGCUGUUGCUCGGUCCGUAUAUGACAAAAGGCAGCGUUUCUAUAUCCGAAAGUGAUGCCGAGUCUGGAGAUGACAACAGCAGCGAACCUGACAGCACGCCCGGAUCGCUUGGACAUCGUGCACACCAUCAGACCAAGAGCAUUCAUGCGCAGUAUCUGUCUCCUGGAACGCACCUAGUCACCUCACGGUCUUACCCUGGCGCUCUUGACAAGAAGAGCAUCGAGCCACUGCCACAGCGCCGUGGAACAUCGUUGGCGAAGACCACUUGGCGUCCUUUCAGGGUCGUAAGUAUUCGGAACCUUCGGCUUCCAGUGCAGACUCUUCAGACAGGCACAGUCGGAACUAUCGGCGUCAUCUCACUCGAUGGUGAGGAUGCAGGCAGAGUCCGCAAAGGCAUGGUUAUGGUGAAUGCCGGUGCCAUGCGUCAAUUGAGAGCACGGCGCCGCUUCCAAGCUCAAUUCGACAACAGUGGCCAAGUCAGCUCACGUACAGGAGUCAGCGAGCUUCAAAUAGGUUCAAUGGUGCUGGUUUAUGUUGGCAGCGUUAGAGCUAGCGCAAAGGUCAUGGAGGUUGAUCACAACCCGUCAAACGAAGAUGGGGGUCGCCUGGGGAAUAUAGCGGAGGGCAAAGAUGGAGUAGAUGAUGGAUGGAACUUUGGUUUUGAGGACGAAGAAGGGGAUACAGGUGAGCCUAGAGGCAGUGGAAGCCGUGAUACGUCAGUCACUGUUAGCUUCCAGUUCAUUUCCACUACAGAAUUUCUGGAAACCGGAGCGCAGGUGUUAGUGGAGCCUAGCGGUGGGCAUGGGCUGUAUAUUUCACAUGAGCGUGGUGAAAAGGGGCUUGCUGGGCUAGAGUUCUUUAUUGGACGGGUCAUUGACUGAAUCGCGGUCAGAGGUGUUACUAGAAGGCACAUGAUAUCCAUUAUUUCCCUUAGUUGUUCUUCAAUCUACGGCUCAGAGU
This is a messenger RNA of Eremomyces bilateralis CBS 781.70, 3338 nucleotides long. RefSeq lists its product as uncharacterized. Bases 371 to 3259 code for a protein of 962 amino acids. Gene Ontology annotation, biological process: translational elongation. NCBI's taxonomy places the organism in Eukaryota, Fungi, Ascomycota, Dothideomycetes, Eremomycetales, Eremomycetaceae. The record is from RefSeq and is a predicted model, not a curated record. The transcript has a single exon. Gene Ontology annotation, molecular function: GTPase activity; translation elongation factor activity; GTP binding.